This is a messenger RNA of Pestalotiopsis fici W106-1, 2928 nucleotides long. RefSeq lists its product as uncharacterized. Gene Ontology annotation, molecular function: protein binding. Bases 1 to 2928 code for a protein of 975 amino acids. The transcript has 3 exons. Gene Ontology annotation, biological process: actin cytoskeleton organization. Lineage: Eukaryota; Fungi; Ascomycota; Sordariomycetes; Amphisphaeriales; Sporocadaceae. The record is from RefSeq and is a predicted model, not a curated record. Gene Ontology annotation, cellular component: plasma membrane.
AUGGCGACUACCACCGGCUUCCAGCCUAAGCCCGAGGUGGGCGACAUCCUUGUGGUUAUCCAUGACUUCAUUGCCAGAAGCUCAGAUGAGCUAAGUUUGGCCAAGGGCGAUCGAGUUGAAUUGAUUGAACGUGAUGAUGAAUUUGGCGACGGUUGGUUCUUGGGGCGUCACAUGGUCAACGGCAACAGUGGAUUAUUCCCUGAAGUCUACACUCGACCAUCCCCAAAAGGCGUUUCUCCCGUGACAACGACGGCCAAAUCCGCGCUAUCGCCUGCGACUGCGCCUGUUCUGCAAGCAAGCACCAACGGCAUUUCGACAGCAACCAAUCAAAUACAGUCAACAACAGCAUCUGGCGACGGUCGGCCAGGAACCUCAAACACGACAACCUCUUCGAAGGCCGAGUCUACACCUAUAUUGCCUCUAAACGCAACAAAAGCGGAUAACAGCCCAAUUAUUGCAGCGGCACCGCUGGUCAGCAAGACGCCUACCGGCCCCCCCUCCUUCAAUGGCACGGGCAGCUCCCAUAAUGAUAGCGCAAUGCUACAUGAAACAUUGACGGUGAUCGAUGAACACAUGAAUGAUCUACAUUCUACGCCUAGCACUGGAGCUCUUCACCAUGCAACCGAUUCGAGCAGCGAGUAUAGUGCGCCGCUACAUGACCGGCUGUCCUAUAUUCAAGGCGAGGAGACCGACGAGGAGGAGGAGGAGCUUCAUUCGAGGGCUCAAGUUGAGGCAUGGACUGCCGAUGAUGUGGCGGAAUACCUCUUCACAUCCGGAGUAGAGAAGAAGCAUUGCGAAGUGUUCAGAGACCAGGAGAUAUCGGGUGAAGUGCUCCUGGGCAUGGACCAGUCCUCACUAUUUCUCAAGGCCUUUGAUCUCGGCUCUGUGGGCCGACGACUUAAGACGUGGCAAAAGAUCAAAUCGCUCCAAGAUGAGGUGAAUGGCUUGGCCCCAACGCAACGAACAACUCAGAACUAUGGCAGCGAAGCAGGAAGCGAUAUCAGGGUGCGAAGCAGAGCGAAUACCUUGACCAAUUCCCAAAUGAUGCCACCCAUUACAACUCGAUCCAGUUCUGCUGCAGGAAGACGACUUUCACAAACGACGCCCAAGAUGGAUCCCGUCUCUCCCAUGACCCCGGUUUCACCCAAUGGUAUGAGCCUCAAUGACAGCCCAACGCGCCCAAGUCAUUUGAAACGUCCUUCUGCUGCUUCAAUACGCGAUCUGCACCAUUCGCGGAGGCAUUCGUCCACUGUUGACAAUCGAUUUACAGGCACUACUCUGGUAAACAGCACUCCUAAGAUGAGCGCAACAGGGUUUCCGCCGCCUCAAGUUGGAGCUGGUGUGGCUCAUAAAAAGCAGCCCUCCUUUGAUCGGAAUUGGACUAUGGGCAGUGCAAAUGGCUCAUUCUCGCAGCGCCCCCUCUCCGCCUCUGGCUUCCAGGGUUUGAAUAUCACAGCCGAGAGAGAUGGUGACCAGUCUGCAUCUGACGUUGAUCGCGGCUACUUCUCAGGCACCGAAAUCGAUAAUGGACGGAAACGAAACACGCUUAAGAAGCGUGACACAAUCUCUGGGCACUCGGCUAAAAGUAGCUACGCCGAUGAGCAACGCAUGCGAAGCGGGACUGCCUUGGCCAGGCAUUCUCGGUUCGGCAGUAUGGACUCUGUGUCCGGGGGUGCUGCCGCCAAGUACUUUGGCGUAUCCAAUCCUCAUCGCAGAACGGCUUCGACAGCCACCACUGAAUCCGUUCGACCAGUACCACCUAGCAAGGACUACCCGUCGCCGACUGUGACAAAACUAGACGCACUCACUGGUGGUACCAACUCUCCAGCUUCUCCCAGCAUCAAAGGAUCUGAAUGGCAAGCCAAGGCAGCUAAAAUGUCUGGUUUUAGUGGGUUAAGGGCCAUAUCGGACGCCGUCACUGGCAAUGAACGUGCCAAGUUUGCUCCACCGGGAAGUGCUGGUUCGUUCAAAGAAUCACCCAUGCAGUCGCCAUCCACGAGAACAGGAUCUAGUACACCCUCAGGGGGUCCCAGCCUCGACCUUGACUCGCCCGACACGGCCAAGGCAACAGCGCUAGCCAAUCAAGCAGCACGGAAGCCGCAGAAGAAGGACAAGAAGGAGACAAGCGCCUACAUGCGUGGGCUAGCAAAGAUUGGACCCAAAGAAGCCAUCAAGGAUGCCGAUUUCCAUGGUUGGUUGAGAAAGAGAAAUGCCAAUAUCAUGUCAACCUGGAAGCCAAGAUUCUUUGUCCUUCGAGGACGCCGACUGGCUUACUAUUACUCAGAGGAUGACACUGAGGAGAAAGGCAUCAUUGAUAUCUCCUUUCAUAGGGUCUUGCCUGCCAACGAUGAGAAGCUCACUGGACUCCAUGCAACUUUGACGGGAGCUAGUAAUAUCCCGAUUGCGGCAUCAGACAGCACCCUUCCAACAGCAGGCAACAAUGACGAUCUCCAGAAAGGCGACGAUUCCAUGUUCAUCUUCAAAUUACAACCUCCUCGCGCCGGCCUUUCAAAAGCUGUCACUUUCACCAAACCAGUUGUUCAUUACUUUGCAGUGCCCAACUUGCAGCAAGGCAGAGCGUGGAUGGCGGCUCUCAUGAAAGCUACUAUUGAUCGCGAUGACACCGUACCGAUGACGUCCACUUAUCAAGCAAAGACGAUAUCUCUAGCUAAGGCCCGACAACAACGUCAGAGACCACCUGCUCUUAUGACAGCCGAAGAAAGGGCGGCAGCUGGACUCAAGGAGGGCGGAGGCGAUGAGAAGAAGAAUGGACUGGGCAUAUCUUUCGGUGAAGUCGACAGCGCAGUCUCUGGGCUAGAGAAAAUGGGACUGCAGAGUCUUGAGAGCUCUUCUGCACGGCCAUCGACUUUUGAUGCGGAAAAGAGUGGCGGCAGCCUAUCGUUCCUGUCAUCUCCGCAGAGCGCAUAG